CCGGCAUGACUUUAGUCUGAGUUUGUACGCGUUACCGAACGGUUGUUGGUCGUAGUUGGUUACUAUAAAAAUUAUACACAAGGCAAUAUUAGGCCGGCUUGAAGACAGCCAUUAAUAAUAAAAACAAAAAGCAUUAGAAAAGUGUUUGUUACGUUCCAUAAAGCAGGAUGGCGAAGGACAUUGGUUUCGCUUCUCAUCGUAGAGUUAAGGAAAGAAAACAUCAAAAUCAAAAUUUUCCGGCUUUUGUUACUAAUCCGGUUGAUGAAAACUUGCACGAAACAGCACCGAAUCCUGAGAAGGAAGAGCUUGAUGUUUUCGUAGAUUCUACUACCGGUGCCGGCGCUCAGCCCGGCGGAGAUAAUAGAGAACCGGUUAAAGCCAUUAAGUAUGAAGAGCUCGACACCGAGGACAAGUUGGAAUACACAUUUUACCCCGCCACGAACGGUGUGGUGAACUUCAAAGUCCGAGCCCCGAACGAUGCCCAUCUGGCGUUGACCAGUGGACCGGCCGAAUCGGACCCAAUGCUGGAGGUGUUCAUUGGUGGCUGGAAGAACACUAAAUCCGUCAUUCGGAAAAAUCGCGCCAAGCCUGAUGUAUGCGAGGUGGACACUCCGGACAUUCUGAACGCUGGCGAGUACCGUGGUUUCUGGGUUAAGUGGAUCGAUGAUGUAAUAACCGUCGGAAUGGAGGGUGCUGCAGCAGCAUUUUUAUCGUAUGAAAACCCCGAACCAUUUCCAAUCAAUUUCGUUGGUGUUUGCACCGGCUGGGGAGCUUCUGGGUCGUGGAUUAUCCAACAGAACGAACCAGCACCAUCUGCUCCAGCUGCUCUAGUCUCUGGCGCUGCGCCUUGCUGGGUACCCACGGCUGGAGGGGAAAUUCCUCCGAAUGCGGUGGUUGGAGGUUCAGAUGGAGAAGAUUUGUACAUAGGUCGUGCGCAGCACGAGGGAGCAAUUAUACCCGGUAAAGUUGUAGCAUCCCACGGAACGUGCUACGUCGCAUGGGGUGGAGCUGAAAAUCCGAAGACGGAAUAUGAAGUUUUGUGCGAUGGGAACGGAGUAUUUGUGCCUGUAUCAGGUGGUGACAUUCCACCAAACGCCAUUCCGGCUGGGGAAUCCGAGGAUGGAGAGCCAUUGUUCAUUGGUCGAGUGCCUCAUGAAGGCACUCUUACUAUUGGAAAGGUCCAGCAGUCUCACGGCGUUUGCUACAUUCCUUACGGUGGACAGGAGCUAGCAUUUGCCGAUUAUGAAGUCUACGUUAGCCAGUAGACUUGUCGCUGCGUCAAGUAGGAAAGCCACGACAGCCUUAAUCAAAGUUUCGCACACGCAGCUUUACGCACAAAUGAAACUAAUCCUAAUGAAUCUCGAAUGUUAUGCAUUUUGAUUGCUAUAUAGAUAUGGACGUAUUUAUAUUUAUCGCUUUCCAUAUGUUAUUAUUACCACGUACAAUAAAACAAUGCUUUCACGAAUGCACGUUCAAGUUUA
This is a messenger RNA of Wyeomyia smithii (pitcher-plant mosquito), 1481 nucleotides long. RefSeq names its product C3 and PZP-like alpha-2-macroglobulin domain-containing protein 8. Bases 168 to 1265 code for a protein of 365 amino acids. The transcript is spliced from 4 exons. Lineage: Eukaryota; Metazoa; Arthropoda; Insecta; Diptera; Culicidae. The record is from RefSeq and is a predicted model, not a curated record.